AUGUUGGGCUCAAUAGUAUAUCAUAUUGUGGUCGAUAUUUAUUCCGUCGACGGCGAACAACGUGCAGAAGCUCACCAGAAAGAUUAUAGACUAGGCCAUCUCGGCUUGAUUUCCUUUGACAUGGACGAUCUGACCAAUUCAAAAAAACCUUUAGGCAAUACCUUGAGUACAGAACCUCUAAAAGCAAGACACAUUGGUCAAGGGGUGAUAAGGCUUUAUAGAGAGCCAGAAGAAUUCGAAGAGCCCAAAGAACAAGAAAUAUCCAGUGAUGGUGGCGGUACCACCGAUGAUUUAGAUAAGGCGGGCAACAACAAUGAUGAUUUAUUAUCGGAAACAUUAUCGUCAAUUUCCUUGAAACCAAAAGGUUCUGAGGAUCUUGAAAAAACCAUAAUUUCUAUCUUGGCCAUCCCCGGUUAUUUUACCGUGACCGAUAUUUUGGGUUUCAUUGGUGAUGAUUAUAUCCAAAACCAUAUUUCCAACGUGAGAAUCAUUAAGGCAGACAUUAGUAAUCGGUUUUUGGUACUUUUGAACUUCAGGUCAAGGAAAUAUGCUAAAAAAUUUAAAAAAGAGUUCAAUGGGAGGCUCUUCAACUCAAUGGAGCCAGAAACCUGUCACGUCAUUUACGUCAAAUCAGUGAUUUUCAAGCGGUAUGACGAUACCAAUGACAACAAUUAUUUUUUGGAUGAUCCUUUCACCAGUACCACCAUUACCACCGAGGGUAAAAUCAAUCAUGGGGUACUAGAUAACAAAAAGCCAACUCCUGACUUGCGAGAAUUGCCAACGUGCCCAGUAUGCUUGGAAAGAAUGGACUCAUCGGUUACUGGAUUAUUGACAAUUCCUUGUCAGCAUACUUUCCAUUGCCAAUGUUUAAGAAAAUGGCAAGAUGAUAGCUGUCCGAUUUGCCGAUACUCUUCAUUACGACAGCACGCAAAAAACUUGAUGAACCAUUCAAGUUCCCAAGACAAUGUUGCCGAUGCCGCCACCACCACCACAACCACCACCAGCGCAACCGACCCUCACGAGAAUGGCGAUAAGUGUGGGAUUUGUGAAAUAUCUGACAAUUUAUGGAUAUGUUUGAUUUGCGGUAGCAUUGCUUGCGGGAGAUACAAUCAUGCCCAUGCUAUUAACCACUACAAUGAAUCAGGUCAUUGCUUCGCCAUGGAUAUCAAUUCGCAAAGAAUUUGGGACUAUGCCAGUGACUGUUACGUUCACCGGCUAAUUAGAACUGAAAAUGAUGGAAAGUUAGUAGAAUUGCCUUCUAGAGAAGAGAUAUCAGAGGCUAAUAGUAACAAUAGCAAUAUUAAUAAUAGCAAUAAUCAACAGGGACCUUCUGGAUCCCUGGCAAAGCAAUCAGGGAAAAUCAGUUCUACAUCAUAUAUGGAAUAUUCGCAAAUUUUGGUGACACAAUUGGAAUCACAGCGAGAGUAUUAUGAGCUAAAAUUGAAAGACAUGUGGGAUAAAUUUGCGGAAAGAGAGGUGGAAGUAAGGGAUCUUUUGGAUGAUGUGAACUCAUUAAAGCAAAAUAUUAUAAAAACGGCAAACGACGACUAUAAACGACUCCAGAAUCAGGCGAGCGCGAGUAUCAAGGAACUUCAAUCAUAUAGUCGGAAGUAUGAAGAAGAAAGGGCGCUUGCUAAUGGGAUGCUGCAAAAAAUAACUUCCCUUGACAAGGCCAAUAAGAAAUUGUUAGAGAGACUCAAGGAAAAGGAGUUGGAGAAACAAGAAUUACAAAGUCAAGUUAAGGAUUUGAUGUUUUAUUUGGAAAGCCAGGAAAAAUUUCAAGGAGCAUCGGACGAAAUAAAAGAAGGCACAGUGGUGAUCCAAAACCCAGCAUCAUCACAGACUAGUAGUGCUUCUGCGAAAAAAAAAAAAAAAAGGUAA
Molecule: messenger RNA, 1881 nt
Organism: Saccharomycopsis crataegensis
Lineage: Eukaryota; Fungi; Ascomycota; Saccharomycetes; Ascoideales; Saccharomycopsidaceae
Gene: ETP1
Product: Etp1p
Exons: 1
Coding region: 1-1881 (626 amino acids)
Biological process (GO): Ras protein signal transduction; protein ubiquitination
Cellular component (GO): cytoplasm
Molecular function (GO): zinc ion binding; ubiquitin protein ligase activity
Source: RefSeq, a predicted model, not a curated record